AUGGCCCACAAGGGACAUGCAAACUUAAACAAAGUCGGUGCAAACUUAAACAAAGUCGGUGCAAACUUAAACAAAGUCGGUGCAAACUUAAAUAAAGUCGGUGCAAACUUAAAUAAAGUCGGUGCAAACUUAAAUAAAGUCGGUGCAAACUUAAAUAAAGUCGGUGCAAACUUAAAUAAAGUUGGUGCAAACGUAAAUAAAGUCGGUGCAAACUUAAAUAAAGUCGGUGCAAACUUAAAUAAAGUCGAUGCAAACUUAAAUAAAGUCGGUGCAAACUUAAAUAAAGUCGGUGCAAACUUAAAUAAAGUCGGUGCAAACUUAAAUAAAGUUGGUGCAAAC
Messenger RNA from Paramuricea clavata, 339 nucleotides. The record is from the annotation of a GenBank genome assembly. Lineage: Eukaryota; Metazoa; Cnidaria; Anthozoa; Malacalcyonacea; Plexauridae.